AUGGUUGUUACCUCUCUGCAGCAGCACCACCCCCACUCCCAGGGUUCGGCGCCUCAUCUCCAACACACCCGACCUUCAAGCAUUGUUCAUCAGCAACACCACCAGGCCCCUUCGGCCCAGUCGGCGUACUCGUCGCAUUCCAUACAGCCCUACCAGGCAUCGAGUCACUCUGGGGGCGCGCAGCAUUCGCAAGACAUUCCUUAUUACGCUCAUCAAAGCCCUUAUAGUACCCCUGGCACCACCAGCGGAUACACGUCCGCAGAUACAUCCGAUAUGAUGGCUACGGCCCAGAUACCUCCACGGUAUCCACCGAUCUAUCAUCCACCGUCAUCGAAUUCUCCAGCCUCCGUCGCGUCGAACUCCACCCAUGACCAACAUAGAAGUAUUUACGGGCAACCAUCUUCGCAGUUACAGCAUCAAUCAAUGUACUAUGGCGCACAGCAGAACCAGUAUCCGUCGAUGCCUCACCAAGCAGCAUCGCCCUAUCAGCAACAUGCACAGCAGCCUCAUCAAUCAAUGACGUCGCAGCCUAGCAUGAUGAUGUCUCAGACCGGCCCACAGCACCAGCUUUCUCAACACGCCAGCCAGCACGCUCAGGCAGGGAUGACCGGUAGCCCAAGACAUACGAAGCUGGAACCUCAGAUGACGCCUCAGUUGCAGCGACCAAGCUCAGGACCGCUAGGAACUCCUCAGCCCAACCAGAAUGGUGGUCAAUUGUCAACACCCACCGGGUCUUCUACGCCUGGAAUAAAUAACAACGCCGCCCCUGGCCCUAUCCCUGCCACAACGCCCUUGGUUGUGAGACAAGAUAACAACGGAGUUCAAUGGAUUGCAUUCGAAUACUCACGCGACCGUGUUAAGAUGGAGUAUACAAUACGCUGUGACGUCGAAUCUGUGAACACAGAUGAACUUGGUGCUGAUUUCAGGACGGAAAACUGUGUAUACCCUCGGGCUUGCUGCGCAAAAGAUCAAUAUCGCGGCAACCGACUUCAGUAUGAAACCGAGUGUAACACAGUGGGAUGGGCGCUUGCUCAGCUGAACCCGUGUCUUCGUGGAAAGAGGGGCCUUAUUCAGCGAGCUGUAGACAGUUGGCGCAACAGCAAUCAAGAUCCAAGGCUACGAAGUCGACGUGUUCGCAGGAUGGCUAAGAUGAAUAACCGCAAGACAGUCCAACCUCCUCAUUCUACACACAUGCCUGGUCCCGGUGGCCCCACCGGGUUGUCCACCCCUGGCAGCAUGGGCCCCGGAUCUGCUACGAGCCUGGGGAAGCCUGGAAUCAGUAGCAUGAGCUCGCAGAUGCAUCAUCACCAUAACCAUGAAGGAAAUGCACCAGGUGGAGGGGAUGAAGUCGGAGAUGGAGAAUACAUGGAUGAGUCUCAUCAUCAUCAUCAGGCGCCCGCAGGACCGGGGUCCGGAUCUGCAGAUGAUGUCCGGCAAUCCCAUGUCUUUACCGGGUAUCCUCAACCAUACCCCGGUCAUGGCAGCUCAGGAUCCUCCAUGGCCCCCAUGCAUGAUGGACUUGGCAGCUCUCACCAUGGUCCGAUUGCCGCUAAGCGCCAUAGCCGGGAUGACGAGGACAUUAACCCUGAAGGCCUGUUUCCGGACAUCCCUGAGUCUAAAAAGCGAAAAUUCAUCCUUGUAGAUGACAACCGUCGGGGUGGUCGGCUCCGAGUGCGUGUGCAACUGGAGGGAGUCGAUACGAAAGAAAUCCCCGACUCGUUCCGUAAGCGGUCAGCUGUCUUCCCUCGCAGCUAUUUCCCUCGGGAGAUGCAGGACCCACCGCCGAGUGCUACUGGUAGUCGUUUCUUUGAAGACGAUCUGAGUGAUGAUGACGUAGAGGUCGAUGGUGGCCGUAUGGGGCGCUCGAAGACAAGCCGACCUAGAGAUCGUGUUCUCGUCAAAGUCCCAAUGUCGAACGGGACUGAGGGAGAACUUGCCAUACCAAGAAUGAGAAAUAGCAAUCGGACGAAGGAAGUUCGGUUGAAUGACCUGGGAUUUCGAAUGGCUUGGCUCAACGGCCGACCUUUCGCGGGUCGCACCAUCUUCAUGCAAAGAGCUCUUGACUGCUACCGUAACAAGACACGCACUGCUGCCGAGAAUGCCAUGAUGGACAUCAAGACAUCUGCACCACAUUACGAGACACGAGUUGGAAAGAGGAGGUGGAACGAACGUAUGGGCGCCGGUGAUAAGUCUGCUGAUGACGCUUAA
Molecule: messenger RNA, 2208 nt
Organism: Xylaria bambusicola
Lineage: Eukaryota; Fungi; Ascomycota; Sordariomycetes; Xylariales; Xylariaceae
Exons: 4
Coding region: 1-2208 (735 amino acids)
Source: RefSeq, a predicted model, not a curated record